AUCGCCUCUUCUGAAAGAAACGCCCUCCCUCUCAAUUGCUCUUUAUUUUUAUUUUUUUUAUUUGUUUAGGUGACCGUUAAAUAUGGCGAAUAAAAAUUUGUUUUGCAGAAUCUUUUUAAUUUUUACGUUUUUUUAUAUGUUUGUUUAUUUUGUUCUUUGCCAGAACGACACUCGUUUUAUGAGCUACAAAAGAUUAAGACAAAAGUUAUUAAGUAAUUACAAUAAAAAUAUAAGACCUGUUCAAUCUGGUGGAAACAUGACAGUAAUCAAUAUUACUCUGGCCGUUCUCCAUAGUUUCGAUUUAAUCGAAGAGAACGAAACUCUUGUUUUAGAUGGAUUUAUUCGAUUGAAAUGGUUAGAUUCUCGGUGGAAAUGGAAUCCAAGCGAGUUUGGAGGAAUCGAUUUCUUUUCUAUGGGAGUAGAUGAAGUUUGGUUACCGGACAUUUCUGUAUACGAAAGUAUUCCGGCCGAGAAGGUAAGAAGUUUAUUGAUGACAAGACCCAUGCUCUAUCCAUCUGGAAAAGUAACCUGGUCACCUAGAGUCAUUUAUCAAUCUCAUUGUCCAUUGACAUUCGAUAAUUAUCCAGAUACCAUUCAAGUGUGCAACAUCACUUUUGGUUCUUGGACUCAGGACGGAAUCAGUGUCGAUUUAAAGAUAGAAUAUCCUUACAUAUAUACUAAUGUAAUGGCAAAAAAUCACAAAUGGCGCUUUUUAAACUAUUCGUCCUCCAGAUUAAUCAAGUACAGAAACAUGAUGCCCAAUCCCUUUGUAAACGUCGUGUACUCUCUACAGUUUCAAAGGUUACCGUCGGGAUUUCAAAAGAUCGUGAAACCUUCCAUAAUUAUUGCCAUGGUGUCGAUGUUACUCAUGUUCUGGUUGCCCCCGUCGGCAGAUAAGAAAUUAACUUUAGGGACGGUUUCUUUAUUUAUAUUAAUGAUUCUCCUGCUUUAUGUUUCUGCAUUGAAAAUGCCACCUUUGGCUUUCAACUUUUAUGUUUCUCCAGUCCGCUCUGUUAUCUACAUCGUUGUGUCGGCCAUUCUCUCGGAAAUCCUCGUACUGAUCGUCACGAAAUUAACCAUUCGACCACCAGAAAUAAUCACCAAUCUUCUACGCGGAUCUUUAUCCAAAAUAUUAUUUUUGUAUUCGGAAGAGACGAAUAAAAAAGAAGAGAAAGGUUACCAGGAAGUAUGGCAGAGAGUAGCCAUGGCGGCUGACAGAUUUCUCUUUAUGCUCUUUAUUGUAAUUAUUGUUAUAAACGAGUUGAUUUAAAUGACUAUUUGAAUUUAAUAUUUCACUCUUUAAACUUCUGUUACGUAAUUGAAUGGAAUAAAAAUUAAAUUUUAUUCGCGAUUUUACCUUUGGUUUUAACUUAAAAUCAAUUUGCACCAUAAAUAAAGUCUUUAUUAAAUAAUUAUUUAAUUACAAAAUAUUUAUCGAAGAUUAAUGUAAUUAUUUACUUUCGAAAAAAAAAUGUAAAAGUUUUGUGAAUAAUUUAUCAUGGAUUUUUGUUAAUUCAUUUAAGAAAUAUGUAUAAAGGAGACGAGUAAAGUUGAUAAAUCUCAGAAUUUUUAUUAGGAAUUAUAAUCAUUUUGUGUGUAGCCUAAAUAUAUGUUACUUAUGUAAUUAAAUACAGCGGAAAAUAUAUUAAUUUCGAAGAUAAUUAAAGAUAUAUUAAUAGCUUAAUUCUGGUUUAAAUUGCCAAUCGCUGUAAUUCUGUUAGAGUCAGUAGGAGUGAUGCAAUUGUAGUGUGAGGUGUAUAUUACGACAUAUUCCGAGAAAUAUUCCUGGAAAGAGAAAAAUAAGUAUUUUGUUUUGGUGUAAAUAAAUAUUUUACCUGGUGCAUACAAAAGUAUACAUUUACUACGUAUAUAAAAGCAAAAUUCGAUGAAAAUAGUCUUGUAUAACUCAUUUGACUGUGACUGAAUCGCCACAUAUUCGUAGAGGUCGAUAAAUGUCUGUACACAAAUUAGAAGAGACGGCUCACGUGGUGAUACGUGGGAUUUGGUCACACCUAUUUCGUAAACAAACAAUUUAUUUACACUUUAAAAUUUAUGGCUUCUAUACUGGAAUUACUAUAAUAUAUUUUUAUCAACUUGUUUUCAUUACUUGUAAUAAGUGAAUAUUAUUAUAAGAGAAGAUAACAGAGAUUCCGUAUUAUCCUAAGCUAACCUGUAACUAAAUACAAUACUUUUCUUAUAGAGUAAUUCAUAAAAGAAAGUUUAAAAUGUUUAAACGUAUUAAAAAAUUAUUUGUUUCUGUUACUUUUUAACAUUUAACUUCGACGUGAGGAAUU
This is a messenger RNA of Centruroides sculpturatus (bark scorpion), 2294 nucleotides long. RefSeq names its product acetylcholine receptor subunit alpha-like. The transcript is spliced from 6 exons. The coding region runs from base 83 to 1270 and encodes 395 amino acids. Gene Ontology annotation, molecular function: neurotransmitter receptor activity; transmembrane signaling receptor activity; extracellular ligand-gated monoatomic ion channel activity. The record is from RefSeq and is a predicted model, not a curated record. Gene Ontology annotation, biological process: monoatomic ion transmembrane transport; nervous system process; signal transduction. NCBI's taxonomy places the organism in Eukaryota, Metazoa, Arthropoda, Arachnida, Scorpiones, Buthidae. Gene Ontology annotation, cellular component: neuron projection; synapse; membrane.